GAUUGGCUCCCGCCUGCGAGGUUCCCGCUCCUAGCCUGGAUGUUGUCGUUAUGGAGCGGGACGGGGAAAAAUUCGCUUUCUUUUUUUUUGGCUUUUUUUGCCUUUUUUCUACCGCUCUACGCGCGUUCUUGCAGCGUUGCGCGCGGGUGAGCGCUUGGAGCUGCUGUCACCGCUCCCUUCGUCCGCUCUGCGCCGCCAUGGAGGCAGCGGGACCCUCGGGACCUCCGCGGGGCCGCGGUCGGCAUCGCGACAAGCACCGGGAUCGCGACAUGGACCGGGAUCGCGACAGGGACCGCCGGCGCCCGGUCCUUUCUCCUCUGCAACCCCCGUUGCGCCUCCCCCAGGGUGCUACAUUCUGAGCCACAAGCUGCCCUCGGAGGACCCUUGGAGAUUUUGGCCCUUGGAGGCUGCUGAGGGGAGGCUCCUGAGAUAUGGCUGUGAUGCUGAGUCUGGAGGAGAACAAGAAUGAGGACAACGACUCUGUGUUGGAGAAUCUUUUUACUGCUAAGAGUAAGCAUGGAAGAACUGCGUCCUGGAAGCAAUACGUGCCCAGAAUCAUCACUGGAGUAGGGACAGCGCUUUUAAUCUCCAUUAUCAUCUGUGAGUGUUCCCAGGUGGUUUUGUGGCUCUGCCCUGUGGCCUCAGCUGCAGGAGGGGGGGGGGGGGGGGAAAAAAAGGGGGCUCGGUGCAUGGAGGGGGAGCCCAUAUCCAACCCAGCUGCCCCAAGGACUACCCCCUUCUUUGCUCCUCCAGCCCCCUUCAUUUAUUUUUCCUUAGGGCUCUCUCAGCGUGCGUAUUCCUGCCCCCGUUUGUGGAUCGGGUUCGAGGGGAAAUGUUUCUACUUCUCUGAAGUGGAAAGGAACUGGACGUCGAGUCGGGAUGACUGCCACACGCGCCGCGCCAGCUUGGCCGUGAUCCAGUCCAAGGAGGAGCUGGAGUUCGCGCUGCGCUACAAAGGUUUUCCUGACCACUGGAUCGGGCUGAGCCGCCAAAACCCGAGCCGGCGCUGGGAAUGGGAAGAUGGGACCAAAUUCAACAGCUCGCUGUUUCUCGUCGGAGGAGGCGAGGACUUUGCUUUCUUGAACGACCAAAAAGUCACCAGCGCUCGCAGCAGCGGCGAGCGGCACUGGAUCUGCACCAAGCCGCAGAGCAGGCGGCCGUGAGGCCAGCAGGCACGGCGCCUCCAGAAUACCUCACAUCUUGGUGCCCUGGUGGACGUUUCGAGAACCUGACGUGGCGGGACAGGACGCAGGGUUCAUUUCUCAGGCCUGCAGGUGGCGUUCUGUUACAGCUAACGCGCUUUUGGAGCCUUCUCACGUUUUCUGUCUCCUACCAGCGAGUUUCCUUCUGCAGAACGUUUUGUCUUCUCAGACUCUUCUGCACUACAUUAUUUUUGCUUCAUCUUUAUCGAUGCCUAGCAUUAAGAUUGAUAGCAGAGGCAAGGCUGCAUCAGGAAAAGCAGCGAUGUAGCACGUUGUUUAACUGACAACAGGCACUCCAUUUCAUUUUUAGACCAUAAAACUCUUUUCUCAAAGAAUUUGCACUUUUUUAGCACAGGAGAAGGUGCUAACUUUUUUUUAUAACGGAGGGGCAUUUUAAAAUACAGUAUUUUGCCAAAGAGAUAUCAGUAUUGUGCAUAGGCAGAAGAUAUCGCAGGGUGGAUGGGAAUAUUUCAAAACACACGAUCCUGGAACUGGUUUGGGCUGGAAGAAAGCUUCAAGAUUGUCUAGUUCCAACCUCGCUGCCCUGGGCUGAAGUCCCUGAGGUCCUGCUUGGGGGGAAGCAGCUGUAACCCAUCACUUCUGCUGGUGCUAGCCCGAGAAAUGCGAGUAGUGGGUGUGUUGCUUUGACAAGGAGCAACUUCUCGUGCUUGCAGUUCCUCCUGUACUUGAGCAAACAUUUCAAUGCCUCCCAGGCUGGAUUGUGGAGGCAGUCUGGAGUCAGGUCUACGUUCAUUUCAAAUGCUGCCUGUGGAGGAAAACGGUGCCUUUCUCUUGCUUUUCUGCUCCUCUGUAUCUUUGCACUUUAUCAGCAGUAUUCUUCUGUGUGCUGUUUUCGUUUAUAUGUAAUUUCCAAAUAAAAUAUUUUUUUUAAA
This is a messenger RNA of Cygnus atratus (black swan), 2095 nucleotides long. RefSeq names its product C-type lectin domain family 2 member B-like. The coding region runs from base 432 to 1163 and encodes 243 amino acids. Lineage: Eukaryota; Metazoa; Chordata; Aves; Anseriformes; Anatidae. The transcript is spliced from 5 exons. The record is from RefSeq and is a predicted model, not a curated record.